UGGGCCGCAGUGCCACCUCCAGGCGGCUUGUACUCGGUGCUUGCGCAAACAUACACGCGUGCACCGCAUUAAAACAAAGCAGCGGCACGCCAUCGACGCGAGCAAGGCGGCAAUUGGCAUCGCUAGCCGCAUACCGCGCGCAAAAAGGCAUUGCACACAGAGCGGCGAUAUUGGCAGCACAGUCGCAUAAAUCCGCUUUGCAGCACAAGAAACGCGCAGACAGCAGCGCACUACCGCCGGAACCGCCAUGGCCCUCGUCACCGGCGACGAGUGCGGCCUGCUGAAACUCGCGGACCUGCACCGCAACACCGCGACGCGCAUCGACGAGCACGAGGUGCAAGCGCGGAGCCGCGGCAUCCUAAAAAUAGCCACGUCCGCCGUCGACGCGACGACGGGCGCGACGACGUUCCACGCCGCGCGGCGCGACGGCGCGCUCGAGACGUGGCGCCGCAACGCGACGGAAGAGCCCUUCUCUCGACAAAGUACGGCGGCGGGCCUCGCGCCCUCGACAACUUUCCUCGCAUCAAUCGACCGGGGCCUCUUGACGUGCUCUGCACAAGGCAGAGCGCAGCUCACUUCUCUAAAUUCGAGGCGGGCGGGCGACGUCGGGACCUGGGACCUGGCGCAGGGUCAAAACAACUACGAUGUGAGUUGCGGCUGCGUCGUCGAUGAUACAUUAUUUGUGGGCGGCCGGGAGUGCGAGCUGACGAGGUGGGACCUCGAAACGCGGCAGCCGUCGUGGAAGGUCCUUUUUUCACACCAGUGUCCUUUUGAUGAAGCAGCGCGAUGAUGAAAGCCAUGAUCCCAUAAACAUUCGCAGUAACCGCCGACGCAUCUCUCUGAUGCAUUGGGGCGAAAGAUGUACUUCCUUGGAUGUCCGAGCGCCGCCUUUCACGCUAUCUCCGACGCCGUCGUCACGAGAGCUCGAUAAUAGUCUCCCACACACAGGCGCGCAAUGUCCGCAGAGACAACUUAGAUAUGAGACGGCCCGUCUGGGUCUCGGCCAUCGCGGCGCCGUCGGCGCACGAGGUCCUGAUCUGCGCGAGAAUCAAACUUCAGGCGCCCCGCGCCAUCGACGCCCGUGACUGCGCCUGCUCGAUGGCGUGGAGAUUCCACGCCGUCGACGCGGCGUUGGCGUUCUCAGGAUAACGGACUCACUGGUUGGUCACGCAGGUCGUCAUCGGCACGAAGUACGGCGAGCUCCGCUUUUAUGAUUUGCGCGCGUCGCGGCGGCCCCAAUGUGAAGUGAAGGGCAUUUCCGGGGACAAGGGCGGCCACCAGGAAUGCGACCGGGGCAUCUCGGCGCUGUGUUUGACGCGGGAGCCGUUCCCGGGGGUUUGUCGAGCCGACGUCGGCGGGGACAUUUCGUGCGUCGAUGCUAGGACAAGACGCAUGUGCAAGCGGCUGGCGGGUCCUGCUGGGGCCGUGUGGGCCUUGGACGUUUGUGAAUUUGAGGGCGAGUGGGAGCACCGCGUCGCGGGCGCGGGCUACGACCGCCAUGUCAUGUGCUGGAACCUGUCGUCGCGGAUCCAGGCGCCUUUAGCAAGCGUGUACUGCAAGCAGCGUUUGAUGGAUGCGCGGUGGGUGCCCGCGUUGGCCCCGCGGGACGACGAGGACGAGGCUCGCGUCGAGGAGGAGCACGACGAGGACGAGGACGAGGCGAUGGCGUUCGGGGAGGAGGAAGAGGAUAGCGACGGGGAUGAGAUCGAUUGGGAUGAUUAAGUUUAGUCUGUUAGUCUCUGGUGUUCUGGCGCGUCGGCCGGGCGUCAAAUUUUAUUUUGAAUAAGCCAGGUAUUUUUGCCGUAGGAGACGUCUCCCGAGGCGGGCAAGGACGGGUCUAUGGAUGCUGCGGAGGUCGGCCCAGCCUGCACGCUUUGCGGUAUUCCAAACUCCUAAAAGCCCCCACGCACGCGACGCCCCAUAAAUUCUCGCAACGACAACGCGAGAGGUUCCCUUAAGUGCUCAAGAAUUCGUGCGCUUGGUCACACUUCGGUUGAAGACGUACGUACGACAUACAGCCCUCCUGCUGCUCAACUGCAUCCUCAGCUGUUUGCCCUUCUUUCCACUGGAAAGUUAGAUAUCGCGCCCACAGGAGUUUUAAACCCCUCAUAGAGCGCCCCUCGACGCCGAAAAAGCGAUCAAUUUUGGCCCACG
This is a messenger RNA of Pelagomonas calceolata, 2154 nucleotides long. Lineage: Eukaryota; Pelagophyceae; Pelagomonadales; Pelagomonadaceae. The record is from the annotation of a GenBank genome assembly.